This is a messenger RNA of Triticum turgidum subsp. durum (durum wheat), 1083 nucleotides long. NCBI's taxonomy places the organism in Eukaryota, Viridiplantae, Streptophyta, Magnoliopsida, Poales, Poaceae. The record is from the annotation of a GenBank genome assembly.
AUGGCAGGUGCACCUAUGGAAAACUUCUGUGUGCAAAAGUUGGCCGGCGCCCUCGGGACGCCCGACGUGCCCACCCGGUACGUCGUGCGCGGGCACCAGAAGCAGCAGCUCGCCUCGACGGUCGUAGCGCCGGUCCCUGUUAUCAACCUUGGCCUCCUUUCCAAGCAGGACGGCGGCGCUGCUGAUGAGGCAGCGAAGCUCCGGUCAGCUAUCGAUUCCUGGGGCCUCUUCCUGAUCAGUAACCACGGCGUAGACGCGGCCGUGAUGGACGGCAUGAUGGCCGCGUGCCGGGAGUUUUUCCGGCAGCCGCUUGAAGAGAAGCAGAGGUGCAGCAGCCUGAUCGGAGAUGAUCAGUACGAGGGGUACGGGAACUACGAGGGGUAUGGGAACGACCAGGUGUCCUCGCCGGACCAGACCCUGGACUGGACUGACCGUUUAUACCUCAAGGUGGAGCCCGAGGACGAGCGGCGCAUUGCCCUCUGGCCAGCGCAUCCCGAAAGCUUCAGGGAUGUUCUGCACGAGUUCACGAUGAAAUGUGGGGUAGUGAAGGAUGAUCUGCUCCGGGCAAUGGCGAAGCUGCUGGAGCUUGACGACAACGACUACUUCGUGAACCAGCUUGCGGAGAAGCCUUUCACUAACGCUAGAUGCAGCUACUACCCGGUGUGUCCGAGGCCGGAGCUCGUGUUCGGCCUCACACCCCACUCUGAUGGAACCGUUGUUGCCAUCCUCAUGGUUGAUGACAGCGUUGGUGGCCUGCAAGUUCUCAGAGAUGGGGUCUGGUGGGAUGUACCGAUCGUACCUCACACGCUGCUGAUGAUUAUGGGAGAUCAAAUGGAGAUAAUGAGCAAUGGGAUCUUUAAGAGCCCCGUGCAUAGGGUCAUGACAAACGCAAAGAAAGAGAGGAUAUCGGUGGUUCUAGACUAUUCUGUUGAUCCUGAGAAAGAAAUCGAGCCAUCGGCUCAACUGGUCAAUGAGAAGAGACCAGCCUUAUACAGAAAAGUGAAGGUCAAGGACUACAUUGUGGCACAUUACACUCAUUUUUCUCAAGGGAAAGAAGUCGUUAUGGAAAAACUAAAGAUAUAA